This is a messenger RNA of Ziziphus jujuba (common jujube), 3535 nucleotides long. RefSeq names its product protein FAR-RED IMPAIRED RESPONSE 1. Gene Ontology annotation, biological process: regulation of DNA-templated transcription. Lineage: Eukaryota; Viridiplantae; Streptophyta; Magnoliopsida; Rosales; Rhamnaceae. Bases 410 to 3193 code for a protein of 927 amino acids. The transcript has 9 exons. The record is from RefSeq and is a predicted model, not a curated record. Gene Ontology annotation, molecular function: zinc ion binding.
AAUUCCCAAACAAGAGGUAACAGCGUGUAUGUGUGUGUGUGUGAGAGAGAGAGAGAGAGAGAGGAGGAAGACGACGAUUUUUGCUCACUGAUUGGCCACUGAUAGGAGCCAAGCUUCCCAUAGCGUCAUCGCUCACUGCUAACUGCUAGGCAAAGAAGCUUCACUUACAUGUAUUUUUUACCGCCGGAGCUUUGUCGUUUUAGCCACAGGCUAACUCUGUCUUUGGCCAAAUUGAUUUAUAAGCUCUCACCGCUAGCUGAACCUAACAACACCACCAAAAUAUCUUCAGGAUUUACAGGCUUUGCUCCAUUAGUUUAGUUGUGGAUUAUGUUAGAUGAGAGAACAUGGAAUUUGCUAGAUGGUUACAUAUAUGAACAGAUUGGUUUAAGGAACAGUUAGAUGCUUUCAAAUGGAUAUAGAUCUUGAGCAGCCUUCAGGAGGAUAUCAUAAAGAAGAUAGUGCACCAAAUGUGAGUGUUGACACGGUAGAUGGUGGAGAUGAAGGGUUUUAUAGAGAUCAAGGGAUUGUGAGUUCACCUGGUUUUGUUAGAAAAUGUAAAAAGGAUACAAAUCCAAAUGUUAAUAAAAGAGCAUUGGAUGGUAAAAGCAGGUCAUAUGCUGGAGAUGUAAUCAACUUGAAUUCUUCAAAAACUUUAGAGCCUCAUGAUGGGAUGGAGUUUGAAUCGAAGGAGGAAGCUUUUUCAUUUUAUAAAGAAUAUGCCAAAUCUGUUGGGUUUGCUGUCAUUAUAAAGGCGAGCCGUCGAUCCAGAAUCUCUGGAAAAUUUAUUGAUGCGAAAUUUGCUUGUACUAGAUAUGGGAACAAGCAAGAAUCUAUUUCGGCUGAAACUCCAGAAGGUGUCUCGAUGGAGGGCUUAACAAUAUUCCCUAUUAAGAGAAAACGAGGCCGUAUUAAUCGAUCAUGGGCGAAAACAGAUUGCAAGGCUUGUAUGCAUGUUAAGAGAAGGCAAGAUGGUAGAUGGAUUAUUCAUACUUGCAUAAAGGAGCAUAAUCAUGAAAUUUUUCCUGACCAGGCCUAUUACUUUCGGGGGCAUAGGAAUUUAGAUCUAAGUACAAGCAAUGUUGAUGCUCUGCAUGCCAUUCGUGCAAGAACCAAAAGGAUGUAUGUUACCAUGUCCAGGCAGUCUGGCAACUAUAAGAAAGCUGACAAUCAAAAGGGUGCUGUUUCAAAUCAAUUACAAGCCAGACAAAAUUUGGCUUUGGAAGAAGGAGAUGCUUAUGCAAUGCUUGAUCAUUUUAUAAGCAUGCAAGAUGAGAAUCCGAAUUUCUUCUAUGCUAUAGAUCUGAAUGAAGAGCAGCAAUUAAGAAAUGUUUUCUGGGUUGACUCCAAAGGUAGGCUUGACUAUUGCAAUUUUAAUGACGUAGUAUUUUUUGAUAUAACAUACAUCAAGAAUGAAUAUAAAUUGCCAUUUGCUCCCUUUAUUGGAGUGAACCAUCACUGCCAGUUCCUUUUACUUGGAUGUGCAUUGCUUGCUGAUGAGACUCAAUCAACAUAUGUCUGGCUCAUGCGGGCAUGGCUGAGGGCAAUGGGUGGACGUGCUCCAAAAGUGAUACUUACUGGCCAAGACAAAGCAUUGAAAGAAGCUAUUUCAGAGGUCUUUCAUGAUUCUCGUCACUGUUUUUGUUUGUGGCAUAUAAUGAACAAGAUUCCAGAGAAGCUUGGUUAUGUGACAAGACAACAUGAAAAGUUUAUGAAUAAAUUCAAUAAAUGCAUUUUCAAGUCUUGGACAAAAGAGCAGUUUGAAGAAAGAUGGUGGAAAAUGAUUAAUAGAUUCAAUCUAAGGGAUGACUUAUGGUUGCAGUCCUUAUAUGAAGAUCGUGAACACUGGAUACCAACAUACAUGAAAGACAUUUUCCUAGCAGGGAUGUCUACGGUCCAAAGAUCAGAAAGUGUAAAUUGCUUCUUAGACAAAUACAUGCAGAGGAAAACUACGCUAAAAGAGUUUUUAGAACAACACAGAGCAAUUCUUCGUGAGAAGUCUGAAGAAGAAGCAAAAGCAGAUUUUGAAACUUGGCAUAAACAACCGGCAUUGAAAUCUCCAUCACCUUUUGGGAAGCAAAUGGCUGCAAUUUAUACUCAUGCAAUAUUUAAGAAAUUCCAAAUUGAAGUUUUGGGAGUAGUUGCUUGUCACCCGAAGAAAGAAACCGAAGACAGAACGAAUAAAAUUUUUACGGUUCAAGAUUUUGAAGAGAACCAGAAUUUUAUUGUCGAGUGGAAUGAAACAACAUCAGAUAUAUCGUGUCUUUGCCGUUCGUUUGAAUUUAAUGGUUUUCUUUGUAGGCAUAUGAUGAUUGUUCUACAGAUGUCAGGUGUACACAGCAUCCCAUCACAAUAUAUAUUGCAGCGAUGGACUAAGGAUGCAAAGAGUAGACAAGCACCGAGAGAAGGCUCUCGUGUAGUUGAGUCCAGAGUUCAACGGUAUAACAAUCUAUGUCAACGGGCCUUUACAUUGAGUGAUGAAGGGUCUUUGUCUCAAGAGAGUUACUAUAUUGCAUUCAAUGCAUUGGAGGAAGCUUUGAGAAAAUGUGAAAGCAUUAAUAACUCAAUCCAGGAUGUGAUAGAACCAAAUUCACCAACAACUCAUGGUCCCCCAGGCUGUCAAGGAGUGAACCAAAGUAACAGCAUUAGCAAGUCAAAUAAAAAGAAUGGUGCAUCUAAAAAGGGACAGGGGCAUUCGGAGCCAGAAGUCAUCAAUGUUGAGAAUCAUGAUGGCUGGCAACAAAUGGGACACUCAAACCUACGAGCACGAGUCAUUGAUUGUUCUUAUGAAUCACAAGAGAGUGUGCAGGGAAUGGAUCAACUGCACUCAAGAGCACCAAACCUUGAUGGCUAUUUUGGCUCCCAACAAAUUGUUCAGGGAAUGAGUCAAUUAAACUCGAUAGCUCCAAGCCGUGAUGAUUACUAUAGCAGCCAACACAGCGUACAAGGCCUGGGACAUUUGAACUCAAUUGCACCCAUCCAUGAUUCUCAUUACUUAACACAACAAAGGGCGCAUGGGAUGGGACGCUUGCAUUUGAGGUCACAAACUAUUCCGAGUUCUUUCAGUAUCCAGGACAGUUUGCAUGAUGUGGUAAGCAAAUUAUCGCGUGGAAUCUUUGGCUUUUCACUUCCUGCUCUAAUGGGAUCUGCUUUCAGGACCAGUCUAAUAUGGGAUCCUCGCAGCUGCAUGGCAUGACAUCAAAGCAUUUACUUUCAAAGAACUUGUCUUGAUAGGUUUUGCCCUUUUGUUGAGCAUGCCCUUGAAGUGAAGGAAGAACUUAGUACAUUAGUGCAAGAUACUGGUAAACAAGACCCAGCUCUUUCUGUGUUAAGGAUCGACUGCUAUUUGCCUGUGCAAAGAUAUGGAAAAACUUGGGCUCACCAGGGAAAGUGAUACAAGUUCUCUUCAGCUAGAAAUAUUUUUGAACUGUAAACUUCUUGGCUGAUGGUGCAGUUUGUCUAAAUCAUGUUGUAAGUUAGUCAUUUCCUUUGUAUAUAGCAUUCAAUUUAAUUAUUCAGUUUCUUAACCAUUCUUUAA